This is a messenger RNA of Funneliformis geosporum, 310 nucleotides long. NCBI's taxonomy places the organism in Eukaryota, Fungi, Glomeromycota, Glomeromycetes, Glomerales, Glomeraceae. The record is from the annotation of a GenBank genome assembly.
UGAAGGUCGAACCGAUAUGUGGAUAGAAACGCGGAAUAUAAUUUACUACUUUGAAUUCAAACGAUAUGAUCCUGAUAAAAAAAAUGUAAUCAUGAGCUUAGUCGAAGAGGCAAUCAAUCAAAUAUUUGAAACAAAAUAUUAUAUUGGUCAUACAGAUCCAGAAUCCUAUAACAAGACGAGAUAUGCUAUUGGGUGUGUUUGUUCAACGGGAACUCGAAAAAUCUGUGGAGUUGGAAUUCAAGAAUUCACUUAUAGAUCAAAUAGGCUUGAAAAAAAGGAAUUACAAAAUUUUUUAGAUGGAUUUCAGUAA